AUGUCUCAACCACAACGCCGAUUCUUUCCCAAGCCACCAAAGAAACAUGUACCUCCAGGAUCAGCCGCUACUCCAACCACCUCCCAGAAUCCGAGUACCAAUCGACGUACUCGCAAUCAAACCAAACCGGCUACGUCAACAGCUCCGCCGACUAGACCUGUCACCAAACGCCGGGCAAGUGAACGCACCAAGGCCGCAUCUGAACAACCUCAGCCAAAGCAAGCCAAGCUAACUCAGACUCAGGCGGUGAAAUCCAAGAAGAUGGUCAAUCGUCCUCCUCCACGAAAACCAUCUCCUCGACGUCGUACCCCGACUCCAACUCCUCCUGCAACUCCUCCUCGACAUCGUACUCCAACUCCUCCUCCUCCUGCGUCAUCUGGAUCUCUUUUACGGGAUCCAUUCAACCAGAAAGAUUUAGAUAUGUUUAGCUUCAAAUCAGCUGCACAAAUUGCCCAAGCCCACAAAUACGGCCCGGACGACGGACGUGAAAUAUGUAGUGCGAUGACGCCUGACAAACAAUUUAUAGCCUCAACCACAGUUGCGCUGGCAAAUUGUCAACAGAUGACCAAUAUAUACAACGACCUCACUCGACAGAUUGGUGAAAUUCGGGAUCUUGUGUCACGACAAGGCCAUGGCGUCUCCGGCAACGCUGCCACGGCAGCGCCUUGGCUUUCAAAAGUGGAUGGUCAGGAGCUACGAAAAUCUAUUCGCCAAAGCGCGAUGAAGGCAAUUUUACGAGGUGACCUGCAGGCUUAUACAGCAACCAAGAACCAAUAUGGCGACAAGGCAACACUCCCAGUUUCUUUAUAUGCUGCAGUAAUGGACGCAAUCAUGUCCAAUCCCAUUAAAUGGCAAAAACGGUUGCUUCCGAAAGGCUAUGGCAAGAAUGCCAAACCCCUCCAAGUCAAGGCCGUGAAGACCCUGGUCAAUGUUGUCUUGAAAGAAGUGCGAAAAGUAUUUGAAACAGAGCUGCUUCAAAGCAUCCAACUGCCCGGCCGACGCACCACCACAGACAAUGGUAGUGUACCAUCGUUGAAUACGAUUGUCGCCAAUCUUUACGAUAAAGAAAUUGGUCAAAUAGGAGGUCGAGUUCCUGUUCGCGAUGAGGUCUUUGAUCAGGUGGGACAUCUGCAAAAGUCCCGUUAUGCUUACCUUAGACUGCAAGCCUGUCAUUGGGGCUUUUACAAGAAAGAUUACAGAGACGGUGCGACAUUUUGGAGCAUCGUGGACGAGAAAUUGGAGUUUCUGCGGGGUCAAAGUAGCAGAUUCUACAUUCAAUGUUUAACGGAGGACAAUGAGCUAUUCCAGGGCAAGAAGACAUUGGCGGAAAUCAGACCCCUCACCUUGUUCCCAAUUCCCAACGAGAUUGUCAUCCAGGAGAUUAUGGAUAAUCUCAAUGAUACAUGGGGUGAUACUGUUCCAGCGGAUGAAGAACUUCAUGCAAUGAAGAAGUUCCCCGCGAAGAAUGAUAACAAUGAGAAUGAUGGUGAUGAUGAUGAUGAUGAUGCGGGGUUAGAAGAAGAAGAAGAAGCAGGGUUUGAUGAAGAAGCAGAAGAAGAAGAAGAAGCAGAAGAAGCAGAAGAAGAAGCAGAAGAAGAAGAAGAAGACGAAGAUGCAGGGUUUGAUGAUGAAGAAUGA
Molecule: messenger RNA, 1638 nt
Organism: Melampsora larici-populina 98AG31
Lineage: Eukaryota; Fungi; Basidiomycota; Pucciniomycetes; Pucciniales; Melampsoraceae
Exons: 10
Coding region: 1-1638 (545 amino acids)
Source: RefSeq, a predicted model, not a curated record